GAAGUGGAGCGCGACCUCGCGACGCGGUGAGUCCUGUGUGAGAUGCUGCGUUAAUUCUUACCCCACAGGGACAAUGGACACCCAGAAGGACGUUCAACCCCCCAAGCAGCAGCCAAUGAUUUACAUUUGUGGAGAAUGUCACACGGAAAAUGAGAUAAAAUCCAGGGAUCCAAUCAGAUGCAGGGAGUGUGGAUACAGAAUCAUGUACAAGAAGAGAACAAAAAGAUUGGUGGUUUUUGAUGCUCGAUAAAAUGUGACAGUUGAAUGUCCACAUUUGUACUUGGCUUUGCUGUACAUGUUUCUCCUUGUUGUAUAGCUUUUGAUGUAGCAUACUUAUCCUUUUGAACUGCAUAUGAUUUCCCUUUAAAAACCAUAUUGUAUUUAGGUAUCUUUUAAUAUAAGAAAAUUGUUCAAAUACAUGACUUAUAAUUUAAUUUUUUGUGAUGUAUGGUAAAAUUCCUUUCUUAUACCGUGCUUACAGUCACAACCUAGAACUGUCUGGGGUCCCUGUGAAACAUGCAGAUGUGUAGAGCCCUCUGAAAGCCUAAUAAAAUCAGUUACUU
Messenger RNA from Ochotona curzoniae (black-lipped pika), 563 nucleotides. It is a transcript of the gene POLR2K, whose product is annotated as RNA polymerase II, I and III subunit K. Gene Ontology annotation, biological process: DNA-templated transcription. Bases 74 to 250 code for a protein of 58 amino acids. The transcript has 4 exons. Gene Ontology annotation, molecular function: DNA binding; zinc ion binding; DNA-directed RNA polymerase activity. Gene Ontology annotation, cellular component: RNA polymerase II, core complex; RNA polymerase I complex; RNA polymerase III complex. The record is from RefSeq and is a predicted model, not a curated record. Lineage: Eukaryota; Metazoa; Chordata; Mammalia; Lagomorpha; Ochotonidae.